This is a messenger RNA of Aethina tumida (small hive beetle), 588 nucleotides long. RefSeq names its product iron-sulfur cluster assembly 2 homolog, mitochondrial. Lineage: Eukaryota; Metazoa; Arthropoda; Insecta; Coleoptera; Nitidulidae. Gene Ontology annotation, biological process: iron-sulfur cluster assembly. Gene Ontology annotation, molecular function: 2 iron, 2 sulfur cluster binding; 4 iron, 4 sulfur cluster binding; iron ion binding. The coding region runs from base 95 to 526 and encodes 143 amino acids. The record is from RefSeq and is a predicted model, not a curated record. Gene Ontology annotation, cellular component: mitochondrion. The transcript is spliced from 3 exons.
CUUUUAAAUUCAUCAUCGUUGUGACACAAACAUGAUUUAAAUAUUUUAUUAUUUUUAAAAGAAUUGAAUAACAUUAUAAACAUACUGCUAAGAAAUGUUUCCCGGAAUUUUAGUCAGAAGAAUUGGACCAGCCAUAACAAAAACCUUUGCUCGUAACGUACAAAAUGCAAAUGUAAAACCUCUGGCUAACGUUAAACCAGAAUUGUAUUUGACUGAUAAGUGUGUCGAAAGACUGAAGAAAUUGGCCCAAAAUGAAGCCUGCUUUUUGAGAGUCACUGUAGAAGGAGGUGGAUGUUCUGGUUUCCAGUACAAAUUUGACUUGGUGUCCAAAAUGAAUGAAGAUGAUAAAGUAUUUGAAAAAAAUGGGGCCAAAGUUGUAAUUGAUGAAACAUCUUUGGAAUAUGUUAAAGGAUCUACAGUUGAUUAUCAGGAGGAACUGAUUAGAUCUUCAUUUAAAAUUGUUAACAAUCCCUUGGCUGAACAGGGGUGUUCUUGUGGUGCAUCAUUUGCAGUCCGAUUAGAUUAAUAGAUGUUUUUUGUUUAGAAAAUUUAUUGUAUAUAAUGUAAAUAUAUAUUUAUUUAGACAUA